UCUGAGCAUCAUCCACCGGAGAGAUUGCACACUUAUCCGCCACGCUCACAGAGAAUCAACGGUCAACACGCAACAAAUCCACAUAUACACGGCCGCUCAGAACGUGCCGCCAGAAGUAGUCCGUCCGCCGCCGAACCAACAACAAGCCCCGAAGGCAAACGACAGAAAGAAGAGGAAAGAAGAGUCCUCCCCUCCUAUCGAAGAAGAAGAAGCAAGACUUCAGGAGGAAACCCGUGAGUGCCACGGCAUCAGUUUAUCGCCGGUAGAGCCCAGAAGAAGAACCGAAGAUGCCAGCCCCAAAGGCCCAGGAGGGAGAGGAUCCCGAUCCGACUCCAUACCUCUUCGUCUCCCUCGAGCAGAAGAGGAUCGAUCAGACGAAACCUUACGACGCGAAGAAGGCAUGCUGGGUGCCCGACGAAAAGGAGGGCUAUCUCCUCGGUGAGAUCAAAGCCACCAAGGGCGACGUCGUCAGCGUUGGCUUGCCUGGCGGCGAGACGAAACAGUACCGCAAGGACCAGCUGUCCCAAGUAAACCCGCCGAAAUUCGAGAAAGCCGAAGAUAUGGCCGACCUGACCUAUUUGAACGAGGCGUCGGUGUUGCACAAUCUGAAGCAGCGUUACUACGCCAAACUGAUCUACACCUAUUCCGGCCUGUUCUGCGUGGCUAUUAAUCCCUACAAAAGAUUCCCCGUAUACACCGGUAGGUGCGCCAAAUUAUACCGUGGCAAGAGGCGUAGUGAGGUGCCACCUCACAUUUUCGCCAUUUCUGAUGGAGCCUACGUCAACAUGCUUACCAAUAACGAGAACCAGUCUAUGUUGAUCACCGGUGAGUCUGGUGCCGGAAAGACUGAGAACACGAAGAAAGUAAUCGCGUACUUCGCCACCGUCGGUGCCUCGACUAAGAAAGAAAAGGAGUCAGACGCGAGUCAGAAGAAAGGCUCUCUGGAGGACCAAGUCGUCCAGACCAACCCCGUCCUGGAGGCCUUCGGUAACGCCAAGACCGUCCGUAACGAUAACUCUUCUCGUUUCGGUAAAUUCAUCCGUAUUCACUUCGGUCCAUCCGGAAAGCUGGCCGGUGCCGAUAUUGAGACAUAUCUGCUGGAGAAGGCUCGUGUCAUCUCUCAACAAACCCUCGAACGUUCCUAUCACAUCUUCUAUCAGAUGAUGUCCGGUUCAGUCAAGGGACUGAAGGCGAUGUGUCUGCUGUCCAACAACAUCACCGACUACUACUUUGUAUCGCAAGGCAAGACGACGAUUCCUGGCCUCGAUGACGGCGAAGAGCUUUUGGUUACCGAUCAAGCUUUCGACGUGUUGGGCUUCACCCAGGAGGAGAAGGAUGACAUCUACAAAAUCACCGCGGCUGUUAUGCACAUGGGUGGCAUGAAAUUCAAGCAAAGGGGUCGUGAGGAACAAGCUGAAGCAGAUGGCACUGAAGAAGGUGACCGCGUGGCCAAGCUGCUUGGCUGCGACUGUGCCGACCUUUACAAGAACUUGCUGAAGCCAAGGAUCAAGGUCGGUAACGAGUUCGUCACCCAGGGUCGUAACAAGGACCAGGUAGCCUAUUCCGUAGGCGCCAUGUCAAAGGCGAUGUUCGAUAGGCUAUUCAAGUGGCUGGUAAAGAAGUGUAACGAGACCCUGGAUACCAAGCAAAAGAGGCAGCACUUUAUCGGUGUACUGGAUAUUGCCGGUUUCGAGAUCUUCGACUUCAACAGUUUCGAGCAGCUGUGCAUCAAUUUCACCAACGAGAAGUUGCAGCAGUUCUUCAACCACCACAUGUUCAUCCUCGAGCAAGAGGAGUACAAGCGCGAGGGCAUUGAAUGGACAUUUAUUGACUUCGGCAUGGAUCUCCAGCAGACUAUCGAUUUGAUCGAGAAGCCUAUGGGUAUUCUCUCCAUUCUUGAGGAAGAGUCUAUGUUCCCCAAGGCCACCGAUAAGACCUUCGAGGAGAAAUUGAACAACAACCAUCUCGGCAAAAGUCCCAACUAUCUGAAGCCGAAGCCGCCCAAGCCGGGCCAGCAAGCGGCCCACUUCGCCAUCGGCCAUUAUGCUGGCAAUGUACCAUACAACAUCACUGGUUGGCUAGAGAAGAACAAGGAUCCGCUGAACGACACGGUGGUCGAUCAAUUCAAGAAAUCUUCUAACAAAUUACUGGUGGAGAUCUUCGCUGAUCAUCCCGGUCAGUCCGGUGAUGCUGGCGGCGGCGGCGGCGGCAAGGGCGGACGUGGCAAGAAGGGUGGUGGCUUCUCCACUGUGUCGUCCUCUUAUAAGGAGCAGUUGAACAACCUGAUGACCACUUUGCGUGCCACCCAGCCUCACUUUGUCCGUUGUAUCAUCCCCAACGAGUUGAAGCAGCCGGGUGUGAUUGACUCCCAUCUGGUUAUGCAUCAGCUCACCUGUAACGGUGUGCUUGAAGGCAUCCGUAUCUGUCGUAAAGGUUUCCCCAACAGAAUGGUGUAUCCUGAUUUCAAGCUACGGUACAAGAUCCUGGCGCCCGCGGCAGUUGACAAGGCGAAGGAGCCCAAGGACGCAGCCGCGGCUAUUUUGGACUCCACCGGUCUCGACGCUGAUAUGUACCGUCUUGGACACACCAAGGUAUUCUUCCGUGCCGGAGUCCUGGGUCAGAUGGAAGAGCUUCGCGAUGAGCGUCUUAGCAAGAUCGUGUCCUGGAUGCAAGCUUACAUCAGAGGUUACCUGUCCCGUAAAGACUAUAAGAAACUCCAGGAACAACGUUUGGCCCUUGUGGUCGUCCAGAGGAACUUGAGGAAAUACCUCCAACUUCGCACCUGGCCGUGGUGGAAGUUGUGGCAGAAGAUCAAGCCUCUACUCAACGUCACUCGCAUCGAGGACGAGAUGGCCGCGCUGGAAGAGAAAGCCAGGAAGGCGCAGGAGGCAUUCGAGAAGGAGGAGAAGCUACGCAAAGAGCUGGAGGAUAUGAAUUCCAAGCUCCUCAGCGAGAAGACCAACUUGCUACGCCAGUUGGAAGGUGAGAAGGGCUCGCUCUCCGAGUUCCAAGAGAAAUCCUUGAAACUAGCCGCACAAAAGGCUGAUCUCGAAUCACAGCUUCAGGAUCUCACCGACAGAUUCAAGGAAGAGGAGGACGCGAGAAACAAUCUCUUCCAGAACAAAAAGAAACUCGAGCAAGAAGUAUCUGGCUUGAAGAAAGAUAUCGAGGAUCUCGAAUUGAACUUGCAAAAAUCCGAGCAGGAUAAGGCAACAAAAGACCAUCAAAUCAGAAACCUAAAUGAUGAAAUCGCUCACCAAGACGAGCUCAUCAAUAAGCUUAAUAAGGAGAAGAAGAAUCAAGGUGAAGUUAACCAGAAAACUGGUGAGGAGCUCCAGGCCGCCGAGGACAAAGUCAACCACCUCAACAAAGUCAAACUUAAGCUCGAACAGACUCUUGACGAGCUUGAGGACUCUCUGGAGCGUGAGAAGAAGUCACGUGCCGACGUAGAAAAGGCGAAGAGGAAAGUGGAAGGCGACCUGAAGCUCACGCAGGAAGCCGUUGCUGAUCUCGAAAGAAACAAGAAGGAACUCGAACAGACCAUUCAACGCAAAGACAAGGAAUUGUCGUCUCUAACUGCCAAACUUGAGGAUGAACAGUCCUUAGUCGGUAAACUACAGAAGCAGAUUAAGGAAUUGCAGGCUCGCAUCGAAGAACUCGAGGAAGAAAUCGAAGCAGAACGCGGUGGACGCGCCAAGGCUGAGAAGCAACGUAGCGAUCUCGCUCGCGAACUUGAGGAGCUUGGUGAACGCUUGGAAGAGGCUGGCGGUGCCACUUCUGCUCAGAUUGAAUUGAACAAGAAGCGAGAGGCUGAGCUUAGCAAGCUCCGCAGGGAUCUCGAGGAAGCCAACAUCCAGCACGAAUCCUCAUUGGCCAGCUUGCGCAAAAAGCACAAUGAUGCCGUGGCCGAGAUGGGUGAACAAAUUGAUACUCUCAACAAACUUAAGGCUAGGGUUGAAAAGGAGAAGGUGCAGUACUAUAGCGAGUGUAACGACUUGCGCACAUCCUGCGACCACCUGAGCAACGAGAAGGCCGCCCAAGAGAAGAUCGUCAAGCAAUUGCAGCACCAAUUGAACGAAACUCAAGGCAAGCUUGAAGAGGUGAACCGUACUCUAAACGACUUCGAUGCCGCGAAGAAGAAACUAUCGAUCGAGAACAGUGACCUGUUACGCCAGCUGGAGGAAGCCGAGUCGCAGGUCAGUCAGCUGUCUAAGAUUAAGAUUUCGCUUACCACACAAUUGGAAGACACCAAGAGGCUUGCGGACGAAGAGUCGCGCGAGCGCGCUACUUUACUCGGUAAAUUCCGCAAUCUGGAACACGAUCUGGACAACAUCCGCGAGCAAGUGGAGGAGGAGGCUGAGGGCAAAGCUGAUCUUCAACGUCAACUCAGCAAGGCCAAUGCCGAGGCACAGCUCUGGCGCACCAAAUACGAAUCUGAAGGUGUCGCUCGGGCUGAAGAGCUUGAGGAGGCGAAGAGAAAGCUACAAGCCAGGCUGGCCGAGGCUGAAGAGACCAUUGAAUCGCUCAAUCAAAAGGUUAUCGCUCUGGAAAAGACCAAACAACGACUAUCCACUGAAGUGGAGGAUCUGCAAAUUGAAGUGGAUCGCGCUACUGCUAUCGCCAACGCUGCCGAAAAGAAACAGAAAGCCUUCGACAAGAUUAUCGGGGAAUGGAAGCUCAAAGUCGACGAUCUCGCUGCCGAACUGGAUGCUAGCCAGAAGGAGUGCCGUAACUACAGCACUGAACUCUUCAGGCUUAGAGGCGCAUACGAGGAAGGCCAGGAACAAUUGGAGGCAGUACGUCGUGAGAACAAGAAUCUCGCCGACGAGGUGAAGGACCUACUGGACCAGAUCGGCGAAGGUGGCCGCAACAUUCACGAAAUCGAGAAGGCUAGAAAGCGUCUGGAGGCUGAAAAGGACGAACUUCAGGCAGCUCUGGAAGAGGCCGAAGCUGCUCUCGAGCAGGAAGAGAACAAGGUGUUGCGCAGUCAGCUUGAACUUAGCCAGGUCAGACAGGAAAUUGACCGCCGCAUCCAAGAGAAAGAAGAGGAAUUCGAGAACACCAGGAAGAAUCACCAGCGCGCCCUCGACUCCAUGCAAGCUUCCCUCGAAGCAGAGGCCAAGGGCAAAGCUGAGGCGCUGCGCAUGAAGAAGAAACUGGAGGCGGACAUCAACGAGCUAGAAAUCGCAUUGGAUCACGCGAACAAGGCAAACGCUGAGGCACAGAAGAACAUCAAGCGAUACCAGCAGCAGCUCAAGGACGUGCAGACCGCGCUUGAGGAGGAGCAGAGAGCACGUGACGAAGCCCGGGAACUUCUUGGCAUCUCGGAGCGCCGCGCUAAUGCUUUGCAGAACGAGCUUGAGGAAAGCCGCACUCUCCUUGAACAGGCAGAUCGCGGUCGUCGCCAGGCCGAGCAGGAACUUGCUGAUUGUCACGAACAGUUGAACGAACUGAGUGCCCAGAAUGCCUCCAUUUCUGGCGCCAAGAGGAAACUCGAGGCCGAAUUGCAGACCCUCCACUCCGAUUUGGAUGAGUUGCUGAACGAGGCGAAGAACUCGGAGGAGAAGGCGAAGAAGGCGAUGGUGGACGCGGCUAGGUUGGCCGAUGAGCUACGCGCUGAGCAGGAUCAUGCCCAGACUCAGGAGAAGCUGCGCAAGGCCUUGGAGACGCAGAUCAAGGAGUUGCAAGUGCGCCUGGACGAGGCCGAGGCGAAUGCCCUCAAGGGUGGCAAGAAGGCUAUUCAGAAGCUGGAACAACGCGUGCGCGAGUUGGAGAACGAGCUCGAUGGCGAACAAAGGAGACAUGCCGACGCCCAGAAGAACUUGCGCAAAUCCGAGCGCCGCAUCAAGGAGCUGAGCUUCCAGGCGGACGAGGACCGUAAGAAUCACGAGCGCAUGCAGGAUCUGGUUGACAAGCUUCAGCAGAAGAUCAAGACAUAUAAGAGACAGAUCGAGGAAGCGGAGGAAAUUGCCGCGUUGAAUCUUGCCAAGUUCCGCAAGGCGCAACAGGAACUCGAGGAAGCUGAGGAGAGGGCGGACCUCGCUGAACAGGCAAUCACCAAGUUCCGCACCAAGGGACGUGGCGGAAGUGCCGCGCGUGGACUCAGCCCAGCGCCACACCGACCUAUGUUAAAACCUGAAUUAGAUGGUCCCCUAUUACCUCGCCGUUUUCCCGGCUUCGACAUGCAGCCCGAUGGUGAACUGUAAAGCUUCUUCCGAGGUUCGCGUAAAUAAUUAGUAAAAGCAACCAAAAAAAAAAGAAUCAAAAAU
Trachymyrmex cornetzi is the source of this 6269-nucleotide messenger RNA. RefSeq names its product myosin heavy chain (gene Mhc). Gene Ontology annotation, molecular function: microfilament motor activity; ATP binding; actin filament binding. The record is from RefSeq and is a predicted model, not a curated record. Gene Ontology annotation, cellular component: cytoplasm; myosin II complex; myosin filament. Bases 288 to 6206 code for a protein of 1972 amino acids. Gene Ontology annotation, biological process: sarcomere organization; muscle contraction. The transcript has 26 exons. Lineage: Eukaryota; Metazoa; Arthropoda; Insecta; Hymenoptera; Formicidae.